This is a messenger RNA of Ornithodoros turicata, 2403 nucleotides long. RefSeq lists its product as uncharacterized. Gene Ontology annotation, molecular function: aspartic-type endopeptidase activity. The transcript has 3 exons. NCBI's taxonomy places the organism in Eukaryota, Metazoa, Arthropoda, Arachnida, Ixodida, Argasidae. The coding region runs from base 1 to 2403 and encodes 800 amino acids. Gene Ontology annotation, biological process: proteolysis. The record is from RefSeq and is a predicted model, not a curated record.
AUGUUAGGAAACCAGGAAGGCAUUGAAUCACAUCGCAGUUGGACUUACAGAAACGUCCUGGAAAGAUGGGAGAAGUGGUUGAAUCGCCUAGAAAACUUCAUUGUGGCGUCGAACGUCAAAGACAAGAAACAGCAAAAAGCAGUGCUACUGCACUUCGCGGGAGAGCAAGUUUUCGACAUUUACGAGGCGCUUGGUGGCACCGCCGAAGACGACUUUGAGAAGACAAAGAAACUCCUCACAGAUCACUUCAAGCCUAAGAAGAACAUAGUCUUCGAGCAACGUGUCUUUCGGCAAGCGGUACAACAGCAAGGAGAAACUAUCUCUGAGUACUUCGUUCGACUCAAGAAGCUAGCAUCAACCUGUGAGUUCGCGAACGAGGACCAAGCGUUGCUGGCGCAAAUGAUAGAAGGCAUCACGUCCACUAAGUUGAGAAGACAAGCGCUAAGAGACCCCAGUAUCACCCUAGAAAAAUUAAAAGAACUUGGGCAAGCACACGAGCAAGCAGAACUGCAAGCCGACAAGAUGGAAGGAACUCCAGAAAACACACAAAAAGUAAACGCGGUGAAAGGAAAGCACUACAAACUCAAAAAGAAACAACCCAGUGGCAACAAAAGUGGAAAAAAAUGUUGGGGAUGCGGAGGCACAUGGCCCCACAAGGAUGGAAAAACGUCUUGUCCAGCGUGGGAAGUAACAUGUACAAACUGUCAGAAAUUACAUCACUUCGCGAAACACUGCCGAAACAACACUGGAAAGGGGAAGCCAUCCGUGAAAACAAUAACGUCAAAAGAACAAGAAGACAGCUCCGAUGACAACUCGAUAUACAAUGUAAGGACAGCGAACAAAACCUUACCAAAGGUCAGAGUCAACAUUGGACCUGUGAGCACGCAAGCACUCAUUGACACUGGCUCGUCGGUGAACCUUGUGGACGCCGAGACCUUCCAAAAGAUCCAGUUAAAAAGCGACCUGGAACUUACUCCAACCAGCACACAGUACUUUGCCUAUGGGAGCCACGCCAAGUUGCCCAUCAUAGGAAAAUUCAAAACAGAGAUUCACGUUGGAGACAAGAGACAGCCGGCAGAAGUGGCAGUGGUGAACAAAGUGGCUGAAAACAUCAUUGGUUACGAGACUGCAGAUGCUUUAGGUAUCAUAAAAAUAACCUUCAACAUAAAUGCAGAGCAGACACUAGACCCACAAGAAGAAUUCCCUCAACUAUUUCAAGGGAUGGGAAAGCUCAAAGAUCUGCAAGUUCAUCUGCAUGUAGACCCCUCGGUUAUACCAGUUGCCCAACCACACACAAGGAUACCGCUUCACAUUAGAAAAGCUGUGGAGGAGAAACUGAAAGAACUAGAAGACGGUGACAUCAUCGAGAGAGUGUCUGGGCCAACACCUUGGAUGUCCCCCCUAGUAAUUGUGCCUAAGCCAGGGAAGGAGGAGAUAAGACUGUGCUUGGACAUGCGUGAACCAAACAAGGCCAUCAAACGUGAACGACAUGUAAUGCCCACAAUAGAUGACAUCAUCUGCACCGUGAGCGGAGCAAAGAUGUUCUCCAAACUUGACUUGAGAGAUGGGUAUCAUCAGCUGGAACUAGCAGAGGAUUCCCGACACAUAACCACAUUUUCUGCCCACUGUGGAAUAUACCGUUACAAGCGGUUAAAUUUUGGCAUAUCCUCUGCCGCUGAGGUUUUCCAAGAAGUGAUCCGGCAAGUCAUCAAUGGUGUAGAGGGAGUUAUAAACGCAAGUGACGAUAUUAUUGUGUCAGGAAAGACAAUAGAGGAACAUAAUCAACGACUCCAUCUAGUGCUCCAGCGACUGUCAAAAGCAGGACUAGUGCUAAAUGCCAAGAAAUGUGUGUUCAGAAGGACCUCCCUGAAAUUCUUUUUACUGCUCUUUACAUCAGAAGGCAUAAAACCAGAUCCAGAAAAGGUGAAAUCAAUAUGCAGACUUUCUCAGCCAAAGGAUGUGCGUGAGAUCCGAAGCUUCUUGGGAAUGGUAACAUACUGUGCCCGAUUCCUCCCAAGGUGCAUGGUAUCAGCUAGAAUGGAAAGAAUGCUGCUGAAGCUACAACAAUACACAUUCCAAGUGCGACACAUUGUAGGGUCAAGCAACCCUGCUGACUUCUUAUCACGAAACGUGGUGGAAGACAAGGAACUGAAAGAAACUGCAGUGGAGGAGUAUGUCAACCACAUAGCCCAGCAAGCAUGUCCAAAAGCUCUAACUCUGGAACUGAUAGAAGAAGCAACAAAGAACGAUGCAAUCCUGAGCAAACUGUCAGAAGUAUUACAGACCAAACCUUGCAGUAACAGCUCAUGGACACAAGAAAUAAGUCCAUUCAAGGCCAUCGCAAAUGAACUCUCAGUGACAGCGAAAGGAGCUAUACUCAGGAAAUCGACUGGUCAUCCCUGA